Molecule: messenger RNA, 2618 nt
Organism: Ceutorhynchus assimilis (cabbage seed weevil)
Lineage: Eukaryota; Metazoa; Arthropoda; Insecta; Coleoptera; Curculionidae
Source: the annotation of a GenBank genome assembly
UUUUUGAUAUGUUUUUCUAGUUUUCCAUUAAAUUUUUGCCCAAUUUUUUUGGAAAUGAGUCGGAAAACUGGAAGCUUAGAAUUGCUGGAUAUGGACCCGAAUCAUUUCGGUAAAGAAAACUACCGUUCAGAGACUAAAAGCUUGAAUUUGGGAAAAGGACCGGAAUCGGCUAAUAAUUGGGGCAAAACAUCACCAAGCAAAAGCUACUGUUCAUCAAGUUCCACUUCUACAGAAAAUGUCGCUUCCACUUUGGAAAGAAAAAAGGCUCAAGCUGCUACUGAACAAAACACACUCAAUCGCCAAGACGAUCUGACUCUGUUACCAGGAGAAAAAGUAACAGGUCAAGCUAGAGACGUAACCUACUUGUGCCCCUAUCAAGGACCUGCCAGAGGCGUACUAACAGUCACCAACUACAAGCUAUAUUUCAGAUCGGCGGACAAAGAUUUGUCCAAUGUUAUCGAAGUCCCAUUGGGCGUUGUUUCUCGUAUUGAGAAAGUAGGCGGUGCCUCUUCGAGAGGUGAAAAUGCUUAUGGGAUUGAAAUUUUCUGCAAAGACAUGCGCAAUUUACGUUUUGCACACAAACAGGAAAACCAUUCUAGACGCACCGUAUUUGAAAAAUUGCAAACGUAUGCUUUUCCUUUGAGCUUCAAACAACAACUUUUUGCUUUUGAAUAUCAAGAGAUUUUUAGUGAAAAUGGAUGGGCUGUUUAUGAACCUAUAGCCGAGUUAAAACGAAUGGGAGUUAACAAUGAUAUGUGGAAAAUAACUAAAAUAAAUGAACAUUAUACAAUAUGUGACAGCUAUCCUGCAGUUUGGGCUAUUCCAGCUCAAGCCACCGACGAGGAUAUACAAGUUGUUUGCACUUUCAGAAGCAGAGGAAGAUUGCCUGUUUUAAGUUGGAUACAUCCUGAAUCACAGGCAACUAUCACAAGAUGUGCUCAACCUUUGGUGGGGGUCAGUGGCAAAAGAUGCAGAGAAGAUGAACAUUACAUUCAAUUGAUUAUGGAUGCAAACGCACAAAGCCAUAAAAUGAUUAUCAUGGAUGCCAGGCCUACAGCAAAUGCCAUUGCAAAUAAGGCCAAAGGGGGAGGCUAUGAAUCAGAAGAUGCUUACCAACAUGCAGAACUGGUAUUCCUGGACAUCCAUAAUAUUCAUGUUAUGAGAGAAUCUUUGAGGAAACUUAAAGAACUAUGUUAUCCAAACAUAGACGAAACCAAAUGGCUUAGUGGAGUUGAAUCCACUUAUUGGCUAAAACAUAUUAAAUGCAUCUUAGCUGGAGCUGUCAGGAUAGUAGAUAAAGUGGAAAAUCAUAAAACUUCGGUUUUAGUUCAUUGUUCAGACGGUUGGGAUAGAACUGCUCAACUCACAGCCCUUUCAAUGCUAAUGCUUGACCCUUAUUAUCGUACAAUUAAAGGAUUCGAAGUGUUGGUUGAAAAGGAGUGGCUAUCUUUUGGACACAAAUUUCAACAGAGGGUAGGUCAUGGUGAUGAGCAUCAUAGUGACGCAGAUCGUUCACCGGUAUUUUUACAAUUUGUGGAUUGUGUUUGGCAAAUAACGCAACAAUUUCCAAAUGCUUUUGAAUUCAAUGAACAUUUUUUGAUUACCAUUUUGGACCAUCUUUAUUCUUGCAGAUUUGGAACUUUUUUGUUCAAUAGUGAGAGAGAGAGAUCACAAGAAAAAAUUAAAGAAAACUCUGUUGCUUUAUGGUCUUACACCAAUAGCAAUUUGGAUUUGUAUAGGAAUCCACUAUAUUGGGCCAAUAGUAAACAAGAAAGGGUUCUGGUUCCCAUUGCCAGUAUUCGUCAUAUAAAACUAUGGAAAGCAUAUUAUUGUAGGUGGAAUCCUAGCAUGAGAACACAGGAUCCUGUCUACCAACGAAUUCGUGAACUUUUGAAACUAAAAGAACAACUAGAAAACACCGCACAAGAUUAUAAAAAGGAACAACAACAGCGCAUGACUAGAAGCAACGCCAGCCCCACAUGAUACGCGAUAAUCUCCGAAGAAAAUCACGCUUAAUUUAAAAGACUAAAUGUUACAGUAUUUCUGUCUGGACUUGAGAAAUCACUUGCUUUGUUUGUGCAAAUACUUAUAGGCUUUAAACGUACUACUUAUUUAAGGUAUAUAAAAAAAAUGUAUAUUUUGCUCUUUGUAUUCAUUUUGUAUCAUACUUAGGUUUAUUUUGUACAGUACCAACUGGAACAUUUAUGGAAUUCUGUUCACAAAUAAAAUAUUAUGUAUGAAAGGAUGUUUUUUUAUUCCAUUUUGUGUUUAAAUUAAGUAUUACAUGGGAUUAAUUUAAAUUUGAUUUUAUGAUAAGCAUUAGCUGUUACUCCUUUGAAAUUGUAAAUAUAUUCGAAACCCUCUGGCUGUGUGUUAGAGCUAGUAUCAAUAGCUUUACACCAAAUCUCGACCUAGAUAUUGUAAUAAAUAAAAAUUUAAAAUACUUAGUCAAUUCUUACAUCGUGUUGGUUUUUGUCAAUUGGUAAUUUACAAGACCAAAGUGUCCAAGACCAAUUGUGAGGAUAGUCGCUCUUAUUGUCCUGAAAAUCCAGUUGUGCCGGUUGCCAAGUUUUGCCCUGAUCCGUAGAUAUGUCCACUCUUAUGAUUUUGUUUCCUCC